AUGACUUCACUAGACACCGCCGUCAGCGAUGCGGGACCUUUGGUGGAAAGAGCGGUCCGCGCUGAGGCAACACCGUGGUCGACGGAGACAUUUCUGGACUUCACGUCUUUCAGGGAUGCGUACAGUGCGUGGCACGAAUCUGAAGACUUCUUCAACUGGCUUCAAUCAAGCAGUUAUGCGGUGGCGCUCCUCGCGGCUUCCAAUCUGCGCCCUCUUCACUUCACGGCGAGGGAGCGAGGCACAACGCCAACGGCGUCCUCAUCUCAUGCCGUGGAAGCAUCUACUGUGCAUCUCGUACUGCGUGCUCCUUGUUGCAACACUACGGUCGUCCUAUCGGAAGAGGAGAGGGUUACACUGGCGAAGGUGGGCCGCCUCUUUCCAUUCCAUGUGGGUUCGAAGGGUGUAGCUACUCAGAGCAAGAACUCGACCGUGAUACCAGUGCAGUCUACGCAGCUGGAGCGGCAGCAUCAGAUCACAGCUGGCUUGCUAGCGCGCGCUCACCGAGAUGGCUGCACGUGGCGCGACCGACAUGCCCUCGGCGAGCGGGGUGGCGAAACGGACGAGACCACGGUAUCAUGUGCACGGCAACUCCUGCUAGGGAGCCCGUCACUGUGCAUCACUGAGUCGGUAACAGUUCGCGCCUUCUGUGCCGCGGUGACACUUCGCUCACUAGGUUCUGAAGCGGCUACCAAUGCCCCAGCUCGGGUACGCUGCUUGCUUCCACGAGGCUCCCCACCGAGCGUGGUGCGGCAGCGGAUGGAGGAGACAAUGGCUGUUCUGGACCCGGCCUUUUCUGCCGUCCACUGCGAAGCUUCCACUGCUGUGCCAAGGAUGCGAUACACGGGGAGCAACGUGAAUGAUCGUAUCCUACAGCUCUUUUUCGCCUCAAAGAAGCGCCUUCGGCCAGAGGCAAGCACCGAGGCCGCUUGCGCUGAGACUGAUAUGAGGGGGAAGGAGGUACUACGCUAUAUGGCAUUGCUGAUGUCACUCUACGGGUACACGGUGGUUCCUGCAGAUGACGUGCACUCGGCGGACACAGAGAACGCUGGCGGUAACGAGGCGGACUUCCGAGAUGAAGAAACCACCGUUGGCGCGGGAAGUCACCAGCCUUCUCCCCAGGAAACAUCGCAGUGGAAGAGCCCAUCGACGAUUCAAUCCUCUGCUGAUGACACAGAAGUGGGGCGUCACAUGCAUACAGAGACGGCGACGCAGUCGGAGCUGAUAUCUGUCGAGGACGCGGCGAAACUUCUUGGAUGGCGUGCGCGGUGCCAUUUCUGUGCCCACGGCCCUGCCAUUGUGGCCGUGCGCGAGAGAGUCACGAGGACCACGACAACCACAAUCACCACGGCAAGUACCUUGGAGGGUUCCCACAUUGCUAGCUGCGCUGCUAGUUUCUCCACUGCAGAGGCACUUCGUAAAGAACUGCAGUGUGUUGUUGACGAAAAGGGUGAUGCCUUGCAGCUUCACGGAGUGGUGGGUGCUUCCGUGGAGUCUGGUAGUGGUGAUGGCGGUGACGGUGGGAGCAAAGACGUUCUGGGUGUCGUUGCCGAGGUGGAAGCGCCGCUUCUCAGCGCCAACUGCAGUCAGCAGUACGGCAAGAUGAAGGACGAGGCUGUUGUUGCUGCUGCUGCUACUACUACUGAGCUCGAGAACGCUUCGGAUGAUCAGAGUGACAUCGCUAAGAACUACGGUAGCAGACUUGAGAAAGGUGUGUCCUCACAGGAGUACGAGGAGGGAGACUGUGCCGUGAGCGCUACGCUGUCGUCGUCUGUUGACCGAGGUAGCAACGGAGGCGUCGAAGACGACAACGUGUGUGUGAGCAAUGAAGUGGGCAGCAGCAUCAGCGGCAAUGAGGAGACGGCCGGGGAGGAGAAUUUAGAGGCUGCUUCCUGCAGUGAUGUGGAGGCGCUUGGUGAGCAAAGCACACAAAUGUGCAGCGGGGUUGCACUGGUGCAGGCGGAGGCGACUGCACGUGUUGUUGCCGCCGCCGCAGCAGCUGGAACUGCUGCUGCGGCAGCCUCUGGCUUUUGCCGAACAACCGCGGCGACCACAACGACCAAGGUUGUCACAAGAACAACGCACUCUGUCACCACCAUCACAAUAACCUUCUCUCGGCGCCCAACAUUGCAGAGGGACAGUCAGCAGCAGCUACAACAUCAACUCAGUAGCACUUCCGGCAAAGGUCACCAUGAUAGCUGCCCAUGGUAUCGCCUGUUCCUGACCGACGCCAUCGACGCAACAGCCCUUGCGGCACCGGAGCGCUUUAUGGACUUCACAUGGGUGACAGGUGAAGACGGUGACACAGUACCCGAUGAGAGGACGGCGGAUCUCCCUAACAGCACCUCCACCUCUAUGACGACAUCGGGCGACCAAACGAAAUGCAACGCACACAAGUCAGAAGGUGGGGUCAGUGUCGAUGGUGAGGCGCGGUUUCUCCCACCUCAAGACCCCUCACCCUCAAAGAGAGAGGACCAGACCUGCGAGGACUCGGAAAGGCACUCUUCUCGAGUUAUUCUCGUCUUGCGUUUUUUGCUUCCUGAAGUAGAGCGUCUCAUUACGACGUGGCGACUUAGCGAGGAGUGGGAGCGCGCGCGACCGGGCGAGUACCUGCGGCACCCCCUGUGGCGAACAUGGCUGACCUCAGAGACGCUGCAUCCAGUGCACACAGAGAGCGCAGACGGUAUCAUGGAGCAGUACUUGCGCACCCUUGAGCGGCAGCUGAUGCCGUCGCAGAUCACGGAAGAGGGGACAGGGGAGGGCAGCAGGAGCUCCGCCGCCGCUUCCGACGGUAAGUGCAGUGACGGCAGCGUGAUCAACACAGCAGCGACAAGGGUUAUAGAGAAGGCGAAGUGGGACGCGCUGGGAACUUUGGAGGAGCUUGGCGUCACGAUGGGCGCUCCCCUCUGCAAUGCCAACACAACUUUACUCAGCCGAACGGUGGAGAGUGCCUUGCACUUGGCUAAUCGUUCGCUGCACCGCUACUUUGCAAACGACCAAGUGGCGGCUGAGGCGGGCAGUGCAGCGAGGUCUGGUGAUGCGCGUACGCUACUGCGUGAGGGACUGCAGUCGCUGUUGCGGUUUUCGGGCAUCUCGGCAUCCCAAAGCGUCGUUGCCAGCAGCGGAGCGGGACUAAAAAGCACCCUCUCCGCUCCUGACAGCGAAGAUGCGCGAGGAAAGGAGGCCUCCGCGGCGGUGCGGGCCUUCCUGAAAACUAUGGAGGAGCGUUGCGCAGACGAUAUCGUACGUGAGAGCAGCUCUAACGCGUCACGCCUUCGACGUGCGCUGCAGCGCGAAGCCAUUCCUCAUGCGCUGCACGAAUUCACAACCACCGUCUAUCCGACGUUGCGGUCUCGUGCUGCAGACUGCACCGCCACUACUGAUGAUUUGGCUUUCCUUGUGAACACCGCCUCUGUCAGCACCAACGCUGAUUCAUGCCAUACCCUCUGCGAUCUAGACCGCUCUCGUGUAGCGCAGUACCUGCAGGGCAUGCGUAAUGCCGCUCAGGAGGAGCAGCUGCAGCUGCAGCGGGAGAGAGAGAAAGCGGUGGAGGCACAGCGGCUUGCUGAGGCAAAGGCUGCCGCGGUAAGCACUGCCGCCGCCGCCGCCACAACUACUACUACGUCUUCUGCACCGGUGGUGCGUGCUCCGGCUACCCGGGCGAGUGCAAGUAAAGGGCCUGCCCGGCAGAAGCAACAGCAACAGUCUCAAGGUGGCAGAGGCCCACACUCCUCGCCGCAUCCGUCAACCCUGCCAAGCCAGAUGCAGGGCCUACCAAUGCACCAGGCACCGGCGCCGAGCCAUAGCAAUCCCAUGGCGCUAGCGCCCCACUCGACACGCACAUCAAGCGGCUUGGCCGUCUUGCAGUCAGAUGUGCGCCCUACCGUUGGCCCCCCGACGCAGCCGCUCGGAUAUAAUAACCCCCACUGGGGCUUUCCUCAACCCUCUUUACACGGUAAUACUGGCGCGUCAUCGCCGCCGCAGCCCUCGUUGAUGCAUCUCCAAGCGCCGGACGUGGUUGGCAACAAAGCCCUUCCUCCUACCCGUGCUCCGUUCGAAGGUCAAGGGGGAGGCAGUGAGCCAUGUAACCCGUCGGCCGGUAGCGGCUUCUUUCUUGCAUCAAAUGUGGUCCCAGGGAGUGGACAGGGGCCUAUUUUUCUCGGCAACGACCGCAGUGGGGUAGGGCUGGAUGGGUCUGCCUUCGCGGACGAUGGCGGUCCACUCUUCUCAUCUACGCACCCCUUCGGCUGGCUGCCUUUUCCGUCACGACCCUCGGGAGGGGACGACGCCGGUGUUUUGGCAGCAAACGUGUAUGCCCCCACGUCUGGUGGCGCGCUGCCGCGUGGCGGUGCCAGUGGACUUUCUCCGAGCGCCGUCGACUCGGUUUUGGGAAGUUUUGACGGGCGUCACCCCCGCAGUGACGGCGCUGCUACUGCGGAGGUGUCUCGUCUCCCCCAUUGGAGCAGCAGCGCCGUGCUGCAGGGACCUCCGACUGGCGAUACCGGCGGCGGUGGGGUUCUUGGUCAAAGUGAACUUUCUGUGCUCCGGCGAGAUAGUACCGCUAGUGGCAAUCGUAUUGACAGCAGUAAGUCGGCGUCUACUGUCUUUGGCGCUUCAGCACCGUCGUCCUUUGCCGUGUCGAAGGCGACCGCCCCUGUAAUGCCGUCUUUAUCGGUGCCACGUAGCGGCCACGCCAACCGUGGCCGUGGUAGCGGCGGUGGCCAACAGAAUCAGCAGCUGACGCCAACGCCUUGCCAGCCGUCCUCGCGAGGCAACGCAGUGAACUCCUCUGUUCUUGGCGGAGGUCCAAAUGCACACGCGCCACCGUCACGCGGUGGCGCCGGCGGGGGUGGUGGAGGCCGCACUGGGCGAGGCCGCAGCCGCAGUGGCGGUGUUGGUGGUCAACGGCACGGUGGUGGUGGCUUUCGACGAGGUGGCUGA
This is a messenger RNA of Leishmania braziliensis MHOM/BR/75/M2904, 4938 nucleotides long. RefSeq lists its product as hypothetical. The transcript has a single exon. The record is from RefSeq and is a predicted model, not a curated record. NCBI's taxonomy places the organism in Eukaryota, Euglenozoa, Kinetoplastea, Trypanosomatida, Trypanosomatidae. The coding region runs from base 1 to 4938 and encodes 1645 amino acids.